Rattus norvegicus (Norway rat) is the source of this 1818-nucleotide messenger RNA. The record is from RefSeq and is a predicted model, not a curated record. NCBI's taxonomy places the organism in Eukaryota, Metazoa, Chordata, Mammalia, Rodentia, Muridae.
CCUUCCUCAGCCACCCAAGUACAAGAAGAAAGUUAUUAAAAUUUUGAGGUAGCAGCCCAGACUGGCCUCCAUCUCCUUGAAAUGCACCUUUUUCAGUCUCUAUACUGGGAUGACAAUCGUGAGUUACUCCACCUGGCUUUCAUUGAAUUUUGUUUUGGGUCAGGUCUCAUUUGACCCAGGCUAGCCUGGAACUCACAAAGCAAAGGAUGACUUCACAAAGCAAACUCUGAUCUCCCUGUCUUCUCUAGCACUGUGUAUAUAGGCAUUCGCCACACCUGACUUAUAUUUAUUUAUUUAGAGACAGUCUUAUGUGUCUGAAUCUCGUCUCGAAAUUACUAUGUCGUAGCCCAGAUUAACCUUGAAUUUACAACAGUCUUGGCAAACAUGGGCUGUCACACCAGGCUUCUAUUUUAAAAUAGAGUUUCAUGCAUCUUUAGGAUGGCCUAGAUCUCAGUAUGUACAACCCAAAACUGACCUUAAGUCCUGAGGGACCCAGGGCUUCUGCAUGCUACCAGUUCAGCCCCAGACCAGGACUAAUACCUGAUCUAGAACAAAAUCUCUGGAAUCAAAAUUCUACAUGAGAGAUGCUAGCUAUUAACUUAGUUGUUGACUAUGCCCUUUAACCACACGUCUUUUUUCUUCUUUCUUCAGACAAUUUACACUCUUAUUUUGGGAAAUGGGGGCAUGCACCUUGUGCAGGGGACAACUUACCAGGCUUCAGGGGUUAAGGAGAAAGAGAUGGACACCCCAGACUCAGCCUCAAGGGUCUUCUGUGGCCGCUUCCUCAGCAUGGUGAACACUGAUGACGUCAACGCCAUAAUUCUGGCCCAGAAGAACAUGCUGGACCGCUUCGAGAAAACCAACGAGAUGCUUCUGAACUUCAACAAUCUGUCCAGCGUGCGGCUGCAGCAGAUGAGCGAGCGCUUCAUGCACCACACCCGCACCUUGGUGGACAUGAAACGGGACCUGGACAGCAUCUUCCGCAGGAUCAGGACACUGAAGGGGAAGCUGGCCCGGCAGCACCCAGAGGCCUUCAGCCACAUCCCAGAGGGUUCACUCCUAGAGGACGAAGAUGAAGACCCUGUUCCACCCAGUAUCACCACAACCAUCGCCACCUCAGAGCAGAGCACAGGGUCCUGUGACACCAGCCCUGACACUGCCUCUCCAUCCUUCAGUCCUGGCUUUGAGGACCUAUCACACAUUCGACCUGGCUCUCCUGCCAUCAAUGGCCACAGCCAAACAGAUGAUGAGGAAGAAACACGUGAAGAAUAACCUCUCUCCCAACCUCCCAGAAAGGCCCAGGGCAGCAGUGGUUCUCCUAGGGUCACAGUCAGUCAGCUUUGCUGCUCCUUUCUUUUGUAGGCAGGGUUCCUAAUUCCUGCCACUCCCCGUAAGAGCAGGACUUCCUAUGCCAGCAUGUAUGUCUAGCUGGGGCAGUGGGGCUGGGUAGAGGUAACCUUGAAAUCAGCCUGGGCCAGCUUUGAACAGUGCUUCUAAGGUCUCCAGAGACCAAAGCCAGAUUGUCAUCCCCCACACCCUGGGUGGGCACAGGAGGGCUGAGCUUGUUCCUACCCACUGGCAGCUGCUGAUUCAACUAUGUCUCCUUUCCCUCUGUGGAGUACUUUUUUCCUGUUGUGUUGAAUUCUGGAGGAAGAGGCAGCCUUGACUGUGAGGAGCUGUGUUUCUCCAAGGUCCAUCAGGUUAUCUCCAGGAGCUGGCCAGUCACCUUAGAAAACAGCUGAAUGGAAUAUUUUUAUACCUGAUGUUUACAGAUGUUGGGAAGUUAUCAAUAAAGACUGUUGUUAAAAGGGAACACUA